GCGUCCUUGUUUUGAUGACGCACAAACGCAGGGCCGUGCGUUACCUCGGGGACGGCCGGGACAAGCGGUCACGCCAAUGCGACGAUAUUAGUGACAAACAAGGCCCUGGUCUGUGUGAAGAGUCUUUUUCUCUUUGAAAGUCUGCACCCGUCGCAGACACACGCUGGACGUUAGACCUGUCACGACCGCGGCGCCGCUGUUUUGUGCUCAACAACCGGCUCGUUCGCAGCCGACGCGCCCGUGUCAACACAAAGGCCUAAGCAGCUAGCUUAGCGUCCGAUCCUCAGUUAGCUUAGCGUCCGAUCCUCAGCUAGCUUAGCGUCAGCUCCUCAGCUAGCUUAGCGUCCGCUCGUCAGCUAGCUUAGCGUCCGCUCCUCAGCUAGCUAGCUAGCUAACCAACUAGCGAGUGGUUGAACGCCAACCGCUGCUGCUGCGAAUUAACUCGUGUCGUUUUUUAAUGUUUUAUCCGUGACACAGUUUCCCCCCCCUCCUCCUCUACCGAGAAGACGGCAUCCGAGCGCUGCCUCGCCUCCCCACGACGAUGGCGGACCAGGGUGCGGUGGUAAUGCAGCAGAAUUUGGACAGGAGCUGCUGGGUGUGCUUCGCCACAGACGAGGACGACCGCACGGCAGAGUGGGUGCGUCCGUGUCACUGCCGCGGCUCCACCAAGUGGGUUCACCAGGCCUGCCUGCAGCGCUGGGUGGACGAAAAGCAGCGGGGCAACAGCACGGCGCGCGUGGCCUGCCCACAGUGCAAUGCAGAAUACCGCAUCGUCUUUCCCAAACUGGGUCCGGUGGUCUACGUGCUGGACCUGGCCGACCGGCUCAUCUCGAAGGCCGGACCCUUUGCAGCGGCAGGCAUCAUGGUGGGCUCGAUCUACUGGACCGCCGUCACCUACGGAGCCGUCACCGUCAUGCAGGUGGUUGGCCACAAGGAGGGCCUGGACGUCAUGGAGCGGGCCGACCCAUUGUUCCUGCUCAUCGGCCUGCCCACCAUCCCCGUCAUGCUGAUCCUCGGCAAGAUGAUCCGCUGGGAGGACUACGUCCUGCGCCUUUGGAGGAAGUAUUCCAACAAGCUGCAGAUCCUCAACAGCAUCUUCCCAGGUCGGGAUGCACACGCACACGGGAUCGGUUGCCCAGUUCCUCGGAUCCCUGCGGAGGCCAGCCCCCUGGCGGACCACGUGUCGGCCACGCGGAUCCUGUGCGGCGCCUUGGUCUUCCCCACCAUCGCCACCAUCGUGGGGAAGCUCAUGUUCAGCAGUGUCAACUCCAACCUGCAGAGGACCAUCCUGGGAGGAAUUGCCUUUGUGGCCAUCAAGGGAGCGUUCAAGGUUUAUUUCAAACAGCAGCAGUACCUGAGGCAAGCUCACCGCAAGAUCCUCAACUUCUCAGAGCAGGAAGAAGCCUGAGGAGGGAGGACGACGGGACAAAACACACGUACACACAAACGAACACACACACACUCGCACACACCUCUGCUGAAGGGGUUCGGGGUGGAGGAGGACGAUGAACGUGUCAGUCAGACCCUGAGCAGGAAAGUGCUGGUGAAACCUUCUCCUGGAGCUAAUGGAGCCUCCUCACCGCCGCCGCCACAUGUUGUUUUUAAUCUUCCAACGCUUAAGUGAGGUGAAGACAGGAAAGACUUGUGGACCCAGACCAGAGGAUGUUUGCAACACACACACACACACACACACACACACACACACACACACACACACACACACACACACACACACACACACACACACACACACACACACACACACACACACACACACACACAUUCCCAAGAACUCUUGCAGGGAGGGUGUGUCACAUAACUAACAACUAUUGUAAACUUAACUGUAUUUUAAAGGACAAAAAAAAAUGCGGGGCAUGUGUAAUUAUAAAGUUUUAUAAUAUUAAUAAAUGACUUGUUUUAUAAUGUUUAUUUUGCUGAUUUAAAAAAAGUCCCCAUUUGCCAAUCUUGGAGGGUUUAUAAUGAAUGAGGAAUACGUUUAGUGUACGGAAUGUAUUAAUUAUGAAACAAUAAAAAAUGUGUCUAACAGUUGCGAAUCACGAUGCAGUGCGUUCACCACGGCCAGGAGAAGUGAGGUAUGAAAACCUAACGCACUGACCACAGAUCAGCCCUGAAAGUAGAGAUGUGCAUUCUUCUCAUUUCGGGUUCGUUCGAGUCCCUGCGGCCUGUUGCCAUGACACUACUCCGCGGCGCCAGCUGUGUGAACGUUUGUGACGGGACGAGGGAAGCUCCGGAUGACAUUCGUUUGCAGGACUUGAGAUUUUUUCUAAAAAGUACCCUGAACAUUUUCUGCUUGGACGAUCUGUUUUUCCCCAUCCUGGUUGUUAUUUUGCAUGAAUCUUUUGUUUUUAUUUCCUCUUCGCUCAUCGUGUGACAGUCGGACUGUCGUUGCCCGAGUGUGUGAACUGUGGUUUGGGGCCGGCAGUGAGGGAAACUUGGGACAGUGGCAAUUUUAAAAGUGAGUCAUUGAAGCAGCUGACACUUUGGACGGGGCUCUUGUGGAACUUAAAGGCCCAGUCCACCCAAAUGACAAACCAUAUUUCCUCCAGUGCUAUAAAGACAUGCAGAGUUUUUGAUUUGCAUUUCCACCCAGACACAGGAGAUGAAAAAUUGACUAUUAAAUGAAGUGUGUCUUUGGUACAGACCCUAACAGAACGUACUGGAUCUGCAUGAGGAAAUAGUGACAAUGGGGCUUUGUGUAAUCUCAAGUGAAAUGAGCCUUUAGCGAAACACUACAUGAUACUAAAUACAUAUGUUUUAUCAUUGGGAGCUAAAUGUGACUAUCAGAUAAGUUCUUUUGUUGUUUUUUUUCACGUGGCAACUAUCAGGACUCUGGACACGAGAACCUGUCGUAUGUGACUUCCUGUGAAGAGGCUUGGCGUGUAGCCGACCAUUUGGGAUUAUUUAAUUUGCACGUUAAACUGUGCCUGCUUUACAAAUGCCCCCUCUCCCAACCUGCGAAUCACAGCCCCCCCCCCACCCCCCAGUGCAGUCACCGCUCUGCCAAAACAAAGUGUGAACUGUGUUUGUACGGAUGUUGCUUCAGACUCAAGUUUAAUGGUAUCAGUUCUGUGAAUAAAUGUAUUUUUCCAAAUAAA
Messenger RNA from Scophthalmus maximus (turbot), 3116 nucleotides. RefSeq names its product membrane-associated ring finger (C3HC4) 5 (gene marchf5). Gene Ontology annotation, molecular function: zinc ion binding. The transcript is spliced from 6 exons. The record is from RefSeq and is a predicted model, not a curated record. Lineage: Eukaryota; Metazoa; Chordata; Actinopteri; Pleuronectiformes; Scophthalmidae. The coding region runs from base 542 to 1408 and encodes 288 amino acids.